AUGGCACCAACGCAAUCUUCGCCCUCGCCGGCGGCACCCCCCGAUCUUAGCGCCAAACUCCCCAAACUCGUCCCACGCAAACGCACCUCCAUAACGCGAGAACCACCUUCUGCCCCUCCCCCGCCCACGCCCUCGCUCCCCGCACCACCCAACCUAAGCCAGCACACGUACAUACACCCGUCGCGCCGCAUACUGAGUCCCGAAGACCACGAGUUGUUCCUCAAGAGCGAGACAUGCACGCUGGUGGAAGCAUUCAUAUUCGGCAUUGCCGACUCGGUGCGCGACAGGAGCAUAUCGAGUGUGCGGGACGGCGAAGAAGUCACACCGACGGUCAAGACGAUUGUCGAGAUACUGGGCGAAGCCGAAAAGGUGCUGGAGAAGUGUCCGCCAGAAGACACGGGCUCGCGCUUUGGAAACCCCGUGUUUCGCACGUUUCUCGAUGAGAUCGACUCGGCCGUGACGGCGUGGCAUGCGAAACUGGGACUCGGCGACGCAGCGCAAGUCGACGAGGUGUCGAUGUAUCUGCGCCAUUCGUUUGGCAACCGGCGACGCAUCGAUUACGGCUCGGGCCACGAGCUGAACUUCUUCCUCUGGCUGCUGUGUCUGAACCGGCUUGGUUACCUGCCUCGGUCGACGUUCCCCGCGCUCGGUCUCGUCGUGCUUCCCGCCUACCUACACCUUAUGCGCCGCGUCCAAGAAGCAUAUUAUCUUGAGCCCGCAGGCUCGCACGGCGUCUGGGGCCUCGACGACUACCAGUUCCUCCCGUUUCUCUUCGGCGCAGCACAGCUCCUACACCACCCGUACAUCACACCCAAAUCCAUUCACAAUGCGCUCGUGCUCGAGGAAGAAGGCGGAAAGUAUCUCUACCUCGACCAAAUCGCCUUUGUAAACAGCGUCAAGAACGUAGAGGGUCUACGCUGGCAUUCGCCCAUGCUCGACGACAUUUCCUCGGCCAAGAACUGGGCCAAGAUUGAGGCGGGCAUGCGCAAAAUGUUCCGCAAAGAGAUUCUGGAAAAACUGCCCGUCAUGCAGCAUUUUCUGUUUGGCAGCUUGAUCUCCGCCGUCGAGGGCAUGAGCACAGAGGACGAGGCGGGCGUGGACAAGGAAGACAAUGAGGAAGAGGGCGGCGAGGUAAAGGUGUUUGAUGAUGAGGCAGGCAAGAGACACGUCCAUGCCAGCGUGGGCUGGGGCGAUUGCUGCGGCAUCCGAGUGCCAGCGGCCGUUGGAGCUGAAGGCGAAGCGAGGAAAGGAGGCGCGAGGGGUCUGAGGAGAGUACCUUUUGAUUGAAACACACACACACAUUUGAACGAUACCAAGAAUGCAUGGACAUGAAAUGGAACACGGCGUUUGGGAAAUAGAUGAUUACCUGGAUUCAUGACCUUUACGAUCAUGCGUAGACACAACAAAACUGUACAAUAAUAAUAGCAUCAUUUAGCAAACACACAGAUACACACAAAC
This is a messenger RNA of Exserohilum turcica Et28A, 1458 nucleotides long. RefSeq lists its product as uncharacterized. Gene Ontology annotation, biological process: mitotic spindle organization. The transcript has a single exon. Gene Ontology annotation, cellular component: protein phosphatase type 2A complex; cytoplasm; nucleus. The coding region runs from base 1 to 1287 and encodes 428 amino acids. The record is from RefSeq and is a predicted model, not a curated record. Lineage: Eukaryota; Fungi; Ascomycota; Dothideomycetes; Pleosporales; Pleosporaceae. Gene Ontology annotation, molecular function: protein tyrosine phosphatase activator activity; peptidyl-prolyl cis-trans isomerase activity.